ACGGUCGCGUUUGAGCUGUACGUUCGCGGCGCCCUGCACAGUCCGGUGAGUCACUGUCCACGCUGGAAUACAGGGAGAAGAGAGUGAGAGAGAGGGGAAGAGCGAACGGGAAAUAACUGGAGCUGCGAGAAUGGCGGUCGAAGAGGAAGGUCUUCGGGUUUUCCAGAGUGUCAAAAUAAAAAUCGGUGAAGCAAAGAACAUCCCUCCAUAUCCGGGUCCGAAUAAAAUGCGGGAUUGUUACUGCACAGUCAACCUGGACCAGGAGGAAGUGUUUCGAACCAAAACCAUAGAGAAGUCAUUGUGUCCAUUCUAUGGCGAGGACUUUUAUUGUGAAAUCCCACGCAGUUUCCGCCAUCUGUCCUUUUACAUCUUUGACAGAGACGUGUUCAGGAGGGACUCCAGCAUCGGUAAAGUGGCCGUGAAGAAGGAAGACCUGCAAAAAUACCACGGUAAAGACCACUGGUUCCCACUGCAGCCGGUCUGUGCAGACUCAGAGGUUCAGGGGAAGGUUCACCUGGAGCUGCGUCUCAGUGAGGUCAUCACAGACAGCGGAGUCAUCUGCCACAAGCUGGCAACACGGGUUUUAGAGUGUCAGGAUCUGCCCAUAGUGAAUGGCCAGUGUGAUCCGUACGCAGCUGUGUCUUUACUUGGCCCCUCCAGGUCAGAAGCCAAGAAGACGAAGGUCAAACGGAAAACCAACAAUCCUCAGUUUGAUGAGGUGUUCUUUUUUGAGGUGACAAAACCGCUGAGCUACACCAAACGACAGUUCGACGUGGAAGAGGACGACGUGGACAAACUUGCGCUUAAGGUGGAUCUGUGGAACGCCAGCAAUCUGAAGUUCGGAGACGAGUUUCUCGGAGAGGUACGGGUGCCGUUGAAGGUCCUAGGACAGUCAGGUGUUCAUGAUGCAUGGUACUUCCUGCAGCCAAGAGAUAACGGCAAUAAAUCAGUGAAGGCGGAUGAGCUGGGCUCUUUACGACUCAACAUCAUUUACACGGAGGACCACGUGUUCCCCACAGAGCAUUAUAACCCCCUCCGAGACCUGCUGCUGCUGCAGUCUGCGCAUGUCGAGCCCGUCUCUGCGUCUGCGGCUCACAUCUUGGGCGAGGUGUGCCGUGAGAAGCAGGAAGCAGCUGUCCCGCUGGUGCGACUCUUCCUGCACUAUGGCAAAAUCGUGCCUUUCCUCAGUGCCAUUGCCCACGCAGAGAUCAACCGCACACAGGAUCCCAACACCAUAUUCCGGGGAAACUCACUGACGUCCAAAUGCAUUGAUGAGACCAUGAAGCUGGCAGGGAUGCAUUACCUGCGGGUCACACUCAAACCCAUCAUUGAUGAAAUCUGCACGGACCACAAACCUUGUGAGAUCGACCCCGUCAAGCUGAAGGAGUCUGAGAACUUAGACACAAACAGGGAAAACCUGCGGCAGUACGUAGACCGGAUCUUUAACGUCAUCACCAGCUCGGGUGUGAGCUGUCCCACAGUCAUGUGUGACAUCUUCUUUUCACUGCGGGAGUCCGCCGCCUCACGCUUUCAGGAUGACCCGGAUGUGCGCUACACAGCUGUCAGCAGUUUCAUCUUCCUCCGUUUCUUCGCUCCUGCUAUCUUGUCACCGAACCUCUUCCAUCUGCGGCCGCAUCACCCGGAUCCGUGCACGUCUCGGACACUGACCCUCAUUUCCAAAACCAUCCAAACACUGGGAAGCCUGGCCAAGUCCAAAUCUGCCAAUUUCAAAGAGUCCUACAUGGCUGCCUUCUAUGACUACUUCAACGAGCAGAAGUACGCCGAUGCAGUAAAGAACUUCCUGGAUCUGAUCUCGUCCUCGGCCCACUGGGAUCAGAAGAGCAUUGAGACGCCCAUCAUGCUGAAGGAAGGGAGUGUUAAACUCAUUAUUAAAAGGUUUGAUGCCAAAGGUUCUGGCAGAUUCAUGAUCAAACGAGCUCAAGGGCGAAACCGCUUCGGUCUGAAGAACUUCAAGAAGAGAUGGUUCCGCUUGACCAACCAUGAGUUCACCUACCAUAAAACCAAAGGUAGUAACGCAAAAGGAGAGGGUGCUCUGUGCAGCAUCCCUAUUGAGAACAUCCUGGCUGUAGAGAGACUAGAGGAAGAGUCCUUCAAAAUGAAAAACAUGUUCCAGGUCAUCCAGCCAGAGAGGGCGCUCUACAUCCAGGCCAAUAAUUGCGUGGAGGCCCGCGACUGGAUCGACAUCCUAACCAAGGUCAGUCAGUGUAACCGCAAGCGUCUGAGCACAUACCACCCGUCGGCCUUCCUCAACGGACACUGGCUCUGCUGCAAGCUGUCUGCGGACACUGCGCCCGGCUGCACACCCUGCACAGGGGGACUUCCUGCCAACAUCCAGCUGGACGUGGAUGGAGACAGAGAGACGGAGAGGAUCUACUCGCUCUACAGCACGUACAUGUCCAAACUAGUGAAGAUGCAGGAGGCCUGUGGCAGUAAGUCGGUGUACGAUGGCCCAGAGCAGGAGGAAUACUCCACGUUUGUGAUCGACGACCCGCAGGAGACGUAUAAAACCCUGCGACUCGUCAUCUCAGCCGUACAGACACUGGAGCAGCAGCACAUGCAGUACAAACGAGACAAGUUCAGGAAAACCAAGUACGGCAGCCAGGAACAUCCAAUCGGUGAUCAAAGCUUCCAGUGUUACAAUCGCCAGCAAUCAGAAAGCUCCACCUACUCCAUCUGACCACGCCCACUGCAGACACUGCAACAGUCGCAUCUCAAACAGGAAACUCUUGAGUUGUGAUUGACAGGAAAGUGGCCACAGACAAAAGCUAAACCUCUGGUGCUUUUAUAUGAUUUUAAUCAAUCAACAUCUUCCUUUGAAUGGGGUGGGCUGCCGUGCACUUUAUUUGUCACACGCACCUGUGGACCAUGUAGCUCCGCCUCACGGCACGUUUAUAACAUUUUAUGAUGUUUUUAAGCUAGGAUUCGACCAGAUGUCCUCUAGCUGUGGAUCAUGUUUUUAUAAACAGAGUAUUGGGCCAAAGGACAGAUCCCACAAUCCUUUGCUUUGAAAGGGUUUUGAGAUGUCAGUGGAUGAGACCUGCGGCUGAACCUGAUGAACUGUAACCAUGUAUAGAAAUAUUCUGCUCUGUUUCUGCCUGCACUUCCCCUUACUCACCCUUGUGUCGUCACGCCAGCUGAAGCAGUGCUGCAUUGUGGGAAAUGUGUCAUGUCGUGUGUGUUAAGGCAUGCAGACGUCCUUAUGCCAGCCGUUUCCAGCAUGUAACGUGACACUAAACCACUUUCUGAUGGUUAGUGGGUCCAGUUGUGUUCAGCAUCACAUUUCGGUUUUUAUACUUUCUGUUCUGUCUGUGUGUGUGUGUGUGUGUGUGUGUUUGAAUCUGAAGCAAGCUUGCAUGAGUCUGUUUCAGUUAUUACGAUUAAUAACUUCCAUUUUAUCACAUUACACUUUAUAGAGACAUUUCAUAUGAAUGUGAUUAUUUUGAUGCAUUUCAUGAAAUCUGUCAAGAUCAUGCUUUGCUUAUAUUUCACCCUAAAAUCAAAUCUAUCUAUCUAUCUAUCUAUCUAUCUAUCUAUAUAUAUAUAUAUAUAUACACACACACACAUACAUUUAAGCUUAAAGAAAUACAUUUUACAAGCAUUAAGAGUUUUUGCAUUGCAAAAUAUUUUACAGUAAUGUAAAAAAAAAUAUUAAGGCAAUAGAAAGGAAAUAGAAAAAAUAAUAAGGUAAUUGCACUGAAAAAUGUUUUGUAAAAUUUUGCUAGUAAAUUUAACAAACACUUAGAAAUAGCAAGUAACACUGAAUUGAAAGUGAAAUUCUAAUGUAGAAAAACAUCUUGAAAAACAUACUCCAAUAAUCUUUGUUUCCUUUACAUCUUCAAAAAAAGCAUUUUUUACAUUAGCGAGUUUUUAUCUUUCAAUUCUGACUUUUUUUCUCAUUAUACAGUAGUUGCAAUUACUUUUUUUCUUCUUUAUCCCUUUAUCCACAAGCUACCAUAGUAAUGUGAAAAAUACUGAUGCAUUAUUUUCUUUAUGGAGAAACUUAAUUCUCAUUUUGGUAUGAUUUUAGGGUGAAAUAUGAGCUGGAGAUUCACUUACAUUCUUCUGCACUUCAUUCCGAGUAUGGGUCCCCAUACUUGGCCACAUGUCACUUCACUUUUGUUAGUAUGGUGUUGUAUUUUUGUUAACACACGGUUCUUCUGUUUCUGUACAUCCCUCAGUGAUGCAUGUUUCAGUGCUUAUAUAUUUUAAAACGGCCCCAUUUUCCUUCCCAAAUGACAUGCUGUUUAUUUUUAUAUCACAGAAUAAUGCUUUUGGAACUCAACCCACACAGUAUGAAGUAUGCAAUAAUGUCCCCUAUAAGUAAUUCACCUGUAUUUGAUCUGUUGAAGGAAUUUUGAUCUCAGAUCCCUAAGAAGGGAGAGUGGUGUUUGUGUGAUGUGUGUACAGACCAAGCAACUGAAUGAGACACACGUGUUUCUUUUGUCCAAAUGAAGGCAAUAGCAAAGAAA
Messenger RNA from Carassius carassius (crucian carp), 4490 nucleotides. It is a transcript of the gene rasa3, whose product is annotated as RAS p21 protein activator 3. NCBI's taxonomy places the organism in Eukaryota, Metazoa, Chordata, Actinopteri, Cypriniformes, Cyprinidae. The coding region runs from base 131 to 2698 and encodes 855 amino acids. The transcript has 25 exons. The record is from RefSeq and is a predicted model, not a curated record. Gene Ontology annotation, molecular function: GTPase activator activity. Gene Ontology annotation, biological process: negative regulation of Ras protein signal transduction; intracellular signal transduction; regulation of GTPase activity.